GUUAAAAUCAAUCAAUGUUUGAUCAGAGCUUUCGUUAUGAGCAUCAGAGAGCUUUUUAAAAUCAUUCCCCCUUUACUGAUAUACAUUUAUAGGUUUUGACUCUCUGCAUGGCCUGCUACUACUAGUUUUCUGUGAUGACGAAGCUGAAGGUCACUUAGUCCAUUUCGAGCUGAUCAUUUGUAUGUCUGCACAUCCUGCUCUAAAGUCUGGAACAAAUGGGCAAUGCUGGAUUUGCAUAAUUCUUCUUUUUUUUUCUUUUGGAUGCAGGCGGGAGGAAUAAAAGAACGCGGAUAUUCAGCAAACGUCUGACGUGUGCGAUCAGAGGCUCCUGGAAACCGUGGACGUGAUAAAAUGUGGGGUUUUCUAAGGUAAGUCUGGUGAUCUUCUCUUUUUCCGUCCCUAUUCAUUACCAACACGGCGUCGGAGGUCCAGAAAUAAAACGGAUUGACAGGUUUGGCUCGUUACUUAGAAACAAGAAUUAGAGCUGUCAUAAACGUCAAUGCAGAAGUAAAAUUGAAUGCUGGCGAAGUUGCCCUUUUUGGCAGAGACUCUAAAAGCACGAGAACCUAUUAAAAAUGUAUUUUACCCAGAAACGGGUCAUUACUCACCCAGUGUACAUAGACAAACAUGAUGAUCUUACAUCUGAUGUUUAUCUCCUAUUUUAUUUCAAGGCAAAUAUGUAUUAAUGUUAAACAGAAAUGAAUGGAUUCUGCUUAUUGCCUUUUCCAGGAUGAGGGAGCCGCUUUUGUUUGCACUCACGCUCUCAGGUCAGAAACAUGUGUUGUUGUUGUUGUUGUUGUUGUAUUGAGGUGGGUGAACACAGCAUAAAAUGCAAUAAAAAAGCCCUCCUUUGUCCAUCAGGACUGUGUGCCGCCACCUACAAACAGUUCCACUACAUUAGGAACGCGGUCACCUGGAGCCAGGCUCAGAGCUUCUGCAGAUCCAUGUACUCAGAUCUGGCAACCAUAGAAAACCCGGACGACAACCAGGCCAUAAUCAACAUCCAGGAGCUCCUGAAUUUCGUGUGGAUCGGUUAUCAUGACGACCUGAGGAUAUGGAGCUGGGCGCUGGGGAACGAGCGCUUCAACAACGACGUAGAUUACGACAGCUGGGGCGUGAACGAGCCCUGGGACCUGCGAUCCGGGAACCGCUGCGCCGUGGUGACGCAAGGGGGGUUCUGGCACGACAUGGCGUGUGACAGCCUCCAGUUCGCAGUCUGCUAUUCUAGAAGCGGUUCAUCCCCGUAUGCUUUCGUAGCAACUGCCAUGACUUGGUACCAGGCUCGACAACACUGCCUGACGACCCACACGGACCUGGCCAGUCUCACUACCUACUAUGAGAACCACGAGGCGUCCCUGGAGGUGUUGGGGGACGCCUGGAUGGGCCUCCACAGGCAGCCGUGGGCCUGGUCCGACGCCAGCACCUCCAACUACACCAACUGGGGUUCGGUCCAGCCCACUAACAUUGAGAGCAUGACCUCCUGUGUCACGGUCAGCACCACGACGGGCCUGUGGUGGCAGGCCGACUGUUGGGAGGAGCACGAGUUCGUCUGCGAAGCCGUGUCCACCUCGCCGAGCAGCACCAUCAUGGUUCAGGACAAGAUAUGGACAAAAACACUGUACAAGCUAAAGUUGAAGUGGGAGGAGGUGCUGAACGACCCUGCUGUUUGGAAUCAGCUUUUACAGCAGCUGCAGGUUCACCUGAAGAGACACACGUUAGCUGACAUUAACCUCUACUGGACUCGGACUUAUGAGCAAACAUUUUCCAAGAGACAAGCAGAGAAAUGUUCUCCUGUCUAUUCUAAAUAGGUGCGUUUAUCAAUGUGUGUAUGUUACUGUAUGUUUAUGACUCACAGGAGAAUAAAAAACAAUAUACA
Messenger RNA from Betta splendens (Siamese fighting fish), 1876 nucleotides. Its product is annotated as macrophage mannose receptor 1-like. The transcript has 3 exons. The record is from RefSeq and is a predicted model, not a curated record. Lineage: Eukaryota; Metazoa; Chordata; Actinopteri; Anabantiformes; Osphronemidae. Bases 777 to 1808 code for a protein of 343 amino acids.